CCAUUUUCAUUUGUAUUUAGCUUAGUUUUUCUUAUCUGUAUUCUUACUGUACAUCUUUUCCCCCAAAAAAAUGUCAUUAAUACUAUCGGAUAGUCUAAAUUAUAAGCGGGCUUCUCUUAAGAUUGAUUUUUCUCACAUUUAGCUCAUCAUUAGAUCAUCUUUUAAUUUCUUUUUUUUGUUCAGUCUGUAUAUUUAUAAGAAAUUGCUCAAUUCAUGAAUCAGGUUUAAGCUGGAUUUGAUCUUUAUCUAAUAAGAAUUGAGAAAGCAUUUUUCCAAUGGUGAAGUCGUACUCUAAGCUCGGAGAAUCAGGCAUUCCAGAAACGGCUUCUUAUGACGAAAUACCAAAGCCAGAUGGAGCUGGAAAUCAUUUUCUUCAGGGAUUUGGAGCUUCAGCUAUGAAGAAAAGAGGUUUCAACAGCCGUUCAUGGAUACAGAUAGACCGUAGUGGAAAAUCUCAAACUUUGGCAUUUGAUAAAUUCACACUGAUGAGGCGCUGCCAGCUUCCAGCUCGAGAUCUCAGGCUCUUAGAUCCCUUGUUUGUCUACCCCUCAACGAUUCUUGGUCGAGAGAAAGCAAUUGUAGUCAGCCUGGAGCAAAUUAGAUGCAUAAUCAUGGCGGAUGAGGUUUUACUCAUGAAUUCUUUGGAUAGCAGUGUUCUGUACUAUGAAUCAGAAUUGGGCCAAAGACUUCAGGCAAGCAAAGAUCAAAAUGAUGAUCUUCCUUUUGAAUUCAAGGCUUUGGAACUUGCUCUUGAGUUGGCUUCAGCAUCACUUGAAUCUCAGGCCACUGAACUGGAAAUUGAGAUAUAUCCUGUGCUUGAUGAGCUAGCAACCACAAUUAGCACCAUAAAUCUAGAGCAUGUUCGCAGGCUAAAAAGCCAUCUUCUUGCUUUAACCUACAGAGUUCAGAAGAUUCGCGAUGAAAUAGAACAUCUCAUGGAUGAUGAUGGUGACAUGGCUGAGAUGUAUCUUACCCAGAAGGAGGAUGGAAUCGAAGCAUUUCAAUCCACUCUCCGAUAUUCGAGCAGUCUUGAAUUCUGCAACACUGGUUUCUCAAGGUCUGCUCCAGUUUCACCAACAUUUUCCACUAGUAUUAUCAGCCCAAGCAAGGAGGACAGCUCCAGGAGUUCAUUCAAUAAUGGGAGUCAUGUUGAAGAAUUGGAGAUGCUUUUGGAAGCAUAUUUUGUUGUCACAGAUAAUACACUAAGCAAAUUAUCAUCUCUGAAAGAGUAUAUAGAUGAUACUGAGGAUUUUAUCAACAUCAAACUGGACAAUGUGCGAAAUCAGUUGAUUCAAUUUGAGUUGCUGCUCACCGGAGCCACUUUUGUUGUAACCAUUUUUGCAGUUGUUACAGGUGUAUUUGGGAUGAACUUUCAGAGUUCUGUGUUUGACAGUCCCUCCAACUUCAACUGGGUGCUUAUAUUAUCUGCUGUUUUCUGCGGGGUUUUAUACUUAUCCUUUCUGCUAUAUAUUAAGCAUAAGAGAUUGUUAACUUUGUGACAAAUCUUAUAUUAUUAAGCUUACAGUGCCAUGUUUAUUUUUUUAUUCAUUUUUUUUGUUGUUGUUCUGCCCAUGUAUGAGUCAUAGUUGUCUCUAAUAGAUUAUUUAUGUUGAAAUUAUGCCA
Molecule: messenger RNA, 1623 nt
Organism: Dendrobium catenatum
Lineage: Eukaryota; Viridiplantae; Streptophyta; Magnoliopsida; Asparagales; Orchidaceae
Product: magnesium transporter MRS2-5
Exons: 6
Coding region: 276-1499 (407 amino acids)
Biological process (GO): magnesium ion transport
Molecular function (GO): magnesium ion transmembrane transporter activity
Source: RefSeq, a predicted model, not a curated record